GUGUGUGGAGGUGUGUGUGUGCUGACGCUUUGUUUACACUGCUGCAGACGCUCUCCAGAUGAUGACCAACACCAGGUGAUAACAAGAAUGUAGGUGUGGUCGGUGUAGUAGUAGCUGGACUCGAACACACUAUAAUGCUCCCAGCUUCUGAUAUGCUUCCUCUUCACGAUGAAGCUGUCACUAUAGAACCACAGUAUGAUGGUGUCAUCAUGUUGAGUCCUGAGGCUGUGUUGUUCAGUGAUGCAAAGCCCCGUCCUGAUGGUAGCAAAGUCUACCAUGUGUUUGAGCGGACUCUUGGAGAUCCACCACGAGAUGAAGCAACACAAAGUGAGGAUUUCCAGUCCAGAAGAGAGCAGCUAUUCUCACAGGCACAUGAAAACACACUUCAUGAUAUACAGCAGGUCCUGGCAGAAAGUGGUCUGGUGAACCAAGAGUGGUGUGAGAGCAGUGGUGUUGGUGAGGCUGCUGAUAGUACUACUACUUUUCCAACUCAUAAUGCUGCCACUACCUAUCAGAUGGAGGACUCCAGCUUCCAUGUCUCAGCGGGACAAACCCUAGCAAAUAACCAUCGGUCGUGUUUAACAAGACAACAACGGUUAGCACCAUGCAGGCUUCAUCAGUUUGAAAUGGUUUUUCCAAUGGAGCAAAAACGUCGACUUCUGAAACGCUUAAGGCGCAAGGGAAUGGGGUAUGUAGAAUUUGAACCUGAAAACCACCGUAUCAAUAUCAAAACUCGGAAAUCUGUAAAUACAAUUUUAUCUGUACUUCGUGGAGUAGAUCCAAAUGCUCGACACUUGGGAACAUAUCGGGAAACUUUACUAGAAGAAACUGUAGAUGCAGAGUCAAGUGAGAUUGUGGAAGAUUUAUAGGAGUGGGAAAGGUGCUAGUGUUAGAGAUAUUGGUGUUGGCAAGCUACAAGGUCAUCAGUGCUAUCAUAUUUAGAAGGACAUCCAAUAUUUUGUAGACUGUUUUGUCCAGUUUCAAGAUCAUUGUUCUCAUAAUGCUCAGUCUGAGAUCAAAGCCUAAACUUGUGUUCAAAAAAUCCAUUUUAACCUUAUGGUAUACUGGAAGCACCUAGAUAUAUAGUAAAUAUAUUUAUAUACAAUAUAUAAUAUAUAUAAUAUGAUAUAUAUAUAAUAUAUAUAAUAUAAUAUAUAUAAUAUACUAUAAUAUAUUUACAUACAUAUACAUACACAUACAGUAUUAAUUCAACAUAUGAUAAUCUAUAAUAAGAGAAAAAUAUUUUGUUUUAAAGUGCUUGGUCAAUUUACAUCAUGGAUAAGUACUGUAAGAGCAGAAGAGUUAAAGAAUGCACUGAGAAUGUGAUGGAUAAAUAGAGAUCUUGGAAAUUAUGGACAAAACAGAAAGUUUUGUUGCUGAAAGUGGAAGGUGCAUUACUGAUAGUUGGAAAUGUGUUGUUGUAGGCUUACUGCAGAAGGUGGUAUAGCAUGAAUGCAGGCGAUAUUGUUAAUAGUAUGAAUAGACUUUCAUGUUGGUUCCAUUUAUGAAAAACAUAUGCAUUUGCAUUAAUCUAAUGGCCAGUGUUGAAAAUUUAUUCUCAUAAGCAAUUUAUAGUCAUUGUAUAAAUACAGAUUUGUUAAUUUUUUACUAAUAAUUUAUACUAUACAUAUAUUAGAAAAGAUGAUCUAUUUAUGUUAUUACAUAUAUACAAGCUUAUAUAAUUUAAUUUAAAGCAUUAGAUAUUGAGGUUAGAAUCUUGUUUUUUCAGUGCUACUUAUAAGAAUAGCAGAGCUUUCUAAACUAUUUUGAAUACUCAGGUGGUUUAAUUUUUUGGAAGAAAGCAUUUAUGUAGUGUUUUAUUAAUUAAGAUUGAUCACACCUUCACAGUCAGUUUAAUUUUCUGGGUAUGGCCAGAGCUACAGGGUACCUAAAAAUCUCAUGUUUUAGUGAUCUCUUAGUCAUGUCACUCUUCUAUUUUGGAUUCACUGAGCAGUGUUGAAAGCACAUGUCUUUUACAGGUAUACUUAAAUUCUGAGGCUGUCAGGAAAGCUGGGCUUCUGAUAUUAUCUACUCGAUACAUUUAGUAAAACUUUCUUCUUUGCUCAAUUUUAACAAAGCUAUUUAAAAGAAGUCUUAAACUUUUUUCUUCAGCCCUUAAAUUUAGUGACAUUUAAGCCACAAAAUAAUUCAUAUCUCACACCUUCAUUUUUUUUUUUUAACUUCACAGUCAGUCGUAAAAGUAGUAAAUGUGCCACAUACCCAGCUGCUCUAUGGUGGAAAACUCACUAUAACUACUUCACUCCUAAUACUGUCAAUUGCAUGAACUUUUAUCUCCUCUUGCUCAAAAGGAAUUACAUCCCAUUCACAUUGGCAGACUCAUAUAAAACAUCUUGUUUAGUAAAUAUUAGUGUCUGACACUGUCCAUGCUUAAGUGACAGCACAAACUUCUCUGUAAAGUCACUUCCCAAUAAUUUAACCAUUGUAUUAUAAAUAUAUAUAUUUUUUUUUUUUUGGUUUAUUAUAAGUAUUGAAGAUACUGAACUAUUAUUCAGGGAUAUUCAUCUAGUUUACUCGAGUAUCUUCCUUCUGUACAUAUACUAUUAUAGCCAUAAAGGGCCACGUGCAGAAAAUGUUUUGUAUUCAUGAAGUGUAUGCUUCAACUUAGUCAUGUAAUUGUAAGUAGUGUGGUCACUAUAUUAACUAGUCCAUUUUUUUUGUUUUUUUUGUUGGUUGUUGUUGUUUAUCAUCAAGAGUGAAAAGAAGUCAUUACCUUAAGCAUCUCUUGCCAGUUCCAGAGCUUUGUCAAGACUGGAGUUAUUUGGUUUUGCUAACAUAAUAAAUAUUUAAUUUGUUAGAUAAGCAUAUCACUCAAAUUUCUCGUAUCUCUCUAACCUUGUUAUAACUGUUCCACAUACUUGAAAUUUCAUCUUAUGUUGUACAGAUCAUCCUAACCAGUUAUAUAGUUUGGUAUUUAUUUAAGAAUAUUUCUAGAGUGGUUUUGUUACAUAUGCAGUUUUAGUCUUUACUAUUACAUUUUUACUGCAAAUCUUUUCAUAAUGAUUAUUUUGUUCUCAUGACAGUAUUCAGGAAAAUGUUCAUCAAUACAGGUGUCCCUCGCUUUAUGUGAUAGAUACAUUCCUGGCCCUUGUGAAAUAAAACAAAAGCUCAAGAAACAAACUCGAUUUGAUAAGUAAAAAACAGGAACAUGUUUCAAGAGCUAUGAUAUAGUAAAUCUGCAUUCUACAUACUGUGCUUAUUUCUAGUUCUUCAUUUCCUGUACACUCAAGCAGUUGAAAUUUGUCACCAUUGAACAUGGUAUUUUCAUUUGCCAGUUAACAUCCUUUUUUGAUAUCUGUUUUGUAGUUUUUCUGUAUCUACCUGAGGCUCGGCUUCUCCAAAGAACACCGAAUACUCUUUCUUAUAAUAAUUUGCAUUUCUGAUAUAAACAAUACAUUUCAAGAAUCAGGCCAGGUGCUGCAUAUGUGGGUCUGUUGUAUAUUUCUCUUUCAAAAUCUGAAGGAUUGGUUGAAUUUAUGAAAAACUAUCUGCAAACAGUUAAUGUGCUUCCUGAAUAAACUUACCAAUUGCCAGUUUUAAAAAAUUCAGUCUUAAGUGGCAGAGGUGUGUGCAGAUCCUGCACUCAUAUUAGCAGAGAACUGAGUUAAGGACCCAGUCCUUGACUGUCAAUUGUUUUCUAAAAUUUCGUACUCAGACCAUGCACGAGCUUAGAGUGUCCAAGGGGAUUGUCAAGGGUGACCAGUAUAAUAAAUGCUAAUUGAGACUCGCUUCCUCUACCUUCACCACAAAAUGUUUUACGAACUAAUCUUGAAAAACUUGGUCUGUCACCCAUUCCUUCAUUUACAGUUCAGUUUUCUUGUAUCAUGUUCUUAUUUAGUCCUCUCAUUGCACAUGGAUUGAAGGAGUGGUUGACUAACAGUAUCGUACAUAUUGAAUAUUUCCUGUAGUUUUGCUAUGUAGUAGGACACUCAUCUUGUCCUUCGCUGCCUUGAGCCCACAUGCAACCUCUCCUCCUUGGAAAUGUAUAUUGUAGAUGGCAUCCUCUUAAAAAAAAAAAAAAAAACCAUUUCAUCUGCAUUGAAAAUGUACUUAGGACUGUAGCCCUUGGCAGCUGUGAUUGCUUUAAGGUUCUUAGGAAGCAUUGCAGCAGCAACAUGAUCAGCACCUGCAGAUUCUUCAGUCACCUUCAUGUGCAAGUUUUGAUGAAGAACUCUUUAGGAUUACAUUCAUUUUCUAGCAGGAAGAAAAGAAUCUUACAGCAGUGUUUCACCUGUAUGUAUAACAAGCACAGUUAGGUGAGUGGCGAGACAGUGAAGUCACGUUGUGGGUGGAGUAUGCAAUGGGGACAUUGUAAUAUUACCAAUCCUCGUGUGCAUUGGUGUGCUGUUGGUGAUCUCUUUAUGUAAAAAGAGGUUUGGCUAAACCAAAAGCUUUUUGAUUUGUUGGAUAGUAUCCUGUGUAAAUAUCAAGCAGUGUCCAGACAUCCGUGUUGUAUUUUUUCUUUUUGAUGACCAGCUGGGCAUCAUUCUAGGAUCUCAUUCUUGUCUUUAUAUGUGAUGCAGGUGUAGUUAGUGUUGUGAGUCCGGUAUAUAGAUGCUCCUGUAGUCUUGCAUGUUGGCAGAGGGAAGUCUCUCUUAUGUAUUUCUGGUUGCAGCUACUGCAUGAUAUGCUGCAGAUUUGUUAUCACACAGACUUCAGUAAUGCUGGUGUCUGUAAUGUACCAUUUGUUAGCUGUGACCAGAAAUAUGUGGGAGAGAAUUUCUAGAGCCUAGAAAUCCUACAUGCAUAUAGGAACACCUAUAUGCAUGUAGGAUUCACAACACUAAUAACCAGUUUCACAUAAAGACAGGACAGCACACACGAUCUCCUGGAUUGAUACCCAGUUGGUCAUCAAGGAGACAAAACACAAUGAAGAUGUCUGGACACUGCUUGGUAUUUUCACAGGAUGCUAUCCAACAGAAUCAAAUUACUUUCAGUUUAACUAAACCUCGAUUCAGAUUUUUUUUUUUUUUUCAACAAGUCGGCCGCCUCCCAUCGAGGCAGGGUGACCUAAAAAGAAAGAAAAUCCCCAAAAAAGAAAAUACUUUCAUCAUCAUUCAACACUUUCACCUCACUCACACAUAAUCACUGUUUUUGCAGAAGUGCUCAGAACACAACAGUUUAGAAGCAUAUACGGAUAAAAAUACACAACAUAUCCCUCCAAACUGCUAACAUCCCAAAACCCCUCCUUUAGAGUGCAGGCAUUGUACUUCCCAUUUCCAGGACUCAAGUCUGGCUAUAUAAAAACAACUGAUUUCCCUGAAUCCCUUCACUAAAUAUUACCCUGCUCACACUUCAACAGAUCAUCAGGUCCCAAAUACCAUUCGUCUCCAUUCACUCCUAUCGAACACGCUCAUGCAUGCCUGCUGGAAGUCCAAGCCCCUCGCCCACAAAACCUCCCUUACCCCUUCCUCCCAACCUUUUUGAGGACCACCCCUACCCUGCCUUCCUUCUCCUACAGAUUUAAAUGCUCUCCAUGUCAUUCUACUUUCAUCCAUUCUCUCUAAAUGACCAAACCACCUCAACAACCCCUCUUCAGCCCUCUGACUAAUACUUAUAUUAACUCCACACCUUCUCCUAAUUUCCACACUCCAAAUUUUCUGCAUAAUAUUUACACCACACAUUGCCCUUAGACAGGACAUCUCCACUGCCUCCAACCGCCUCCUUGCUGCUGCAUUCACAACCCAAGCUUCACACCCAUAUAAGAGUGUUGGUACUACUAUACUUUCAUACAUUCCCUUCUUUGCCUCCAUAGAUAACGUUUUUUGACUCCACAUAUACCUCAGCUCACCACUCACCUUUUUUCCUUCAUCAAUUCAAUGAUUAACCUCAUCCUUCAUAAAUCCAUCCGCCAACACGUCAACUCCCAAGUAUCUGAAAACAUUCACAUCUUCCAUGCUCCUCUUCCCCAAUUUGAUAUCCAAUUUUUCUUUAUCUAAAUCAUUUGAUACCCUCAUCACCUUACUCUUUUCUAUGUUCACUUUCAACUUUCUACCUUUACACACACUCCCAAACUCAUCCACUAACCUUUGCAAUUUUUCUUUAGAAUCUCCCAUAAGCACAGUAUCAUCAGCAAAAAUGUCAAUUCCCAUUUUGUAUUUGAUUCCCCAUAAUUUAAUCCCACCCCUUUCCCGAACACCCUAGCAUUUACUUCUUUUACAACCCCAUCUAUAAAUAUAUUAAACAACCAUGGUGACAUUACACAUCCCUGUCUAAGACCUACUUUUACCGGGAAGUAGUCUCCCUCUCUUCUACACACCCUAACCUGAGCCUCACUAUCCUCAUAAAAACUCUUUACAGCAUUUAGUAACUUACCACCUAUUCCAUAUACAGUGGACCCCCGCAUAACAAUCACCUCCGAAUGCGACCAAUUAUGUAAGUGUAUUUAUGUAAGUGCGUUUGUACGUGUAUGUUUGGGGGUCUGAAAUGGACUAAUCUACUUCACAAUAUUCCUUAUGGGAACAAAUUCGGUCAGUACUGGCACCUGAACAUACUUCUGGAGUGAAAAAAUAUCGUUAACCGGGGGUCCACUGUACUUGCAACAUCUGCCACAUUGCUCCCCUAUCCACUCUAUCAUAUGCCUUUUCUAAAUCCAUAAAUGCAAUAAAAACUUCCCUACCUUUAUCUAAAUACUGUUCACAUAUAUGCUUCAAUGUAAACACUUGAUCUACACAUCCCCUACCCACUCUGAAACCUCCUUGCUCAUCCGCAAUCCUACAUUCUGUCUUACCUCUAAUUCUUGCAAUAAUAACCCUACCGUACACUUUUCCUGGUAUACUCAAUAAACUUAUUCCUCUAUAAUUUUUACGAUCUCUUUUGUCCCCCUUCCCUUUAUAUAAAAGGACUAUACAUGCUCUCUUCCAAUCCCUAGGUACCUUCCCCUCUUUCAUACAUUUAUUAAACAAAAGUACCAACCACUCCAACACUAUAUCCCCCCCUGCUUUUAACACUUCUGUUAUGAUCCCAUCUGUUCCAGCUGCUUUACCCCCUUUCAUUCUACGUAAUGCCUCACGUACCUCCCCACACUUACAUUCUGCUCUUCUUCACUCCUAAAAGAUGGUAUACCUCCCUAGCCAGUGCAUGAAAUUACCGCCUCCCUUUCUUCCUUAACAUUUAAAAGUUCCUGAAAAUAUUCUCGCCAUCUACCUAAUACCUCCCUCUCCCCAUCCACUAACUCCCCUACUCUGUUUUUAACUGACAAAUCCAUACAUUCCCUAGGCUUUCUUAACUUGUUUAACUCCAAAAUUUUUUCUUAUUUUCAUUAAAAUUUCUAUUCCAUAAAUAGGUCAUGAACAGUGCACACACCAGCACACACAAAGACCGGUUGUCUUCCUGCAAUGCCCCACCUCACAUUUCGCCCACCUGAUUUCAUUACCCGCCCACUCUGAUUGUGCUUGUCAAAAAUAUGCUUAUUGUAGACUUCUCUAUGUUGACUGAUGUUUUUUCUACAGGCAAAACAUCUCAGUAGAGUUCCUCUCUGCACACUGUGUCCAUCUUUUCCACUUGUUAGCCUUGCACCAUUUACCUCCAUUGUAGUGGACAGUUAUAAAUUCUCAGGGUCUUACCCCUGAUUGCAGCAGAGCAAAGAUUCUUUUUAUUUCUCUGGUUCUGGUUAUCCAUCAACUGCCAACAUUUUCUCCAGCUUCUUCAAUGACAGAUUUCUUAUUCUGGUUAAUUCUGUAGCAUCAAGGGGUGUAGACUGCAUUGCAGAGCUCCAAAUGCUUGCAGUAUAUUUUUAAUGGCACAAACAAUUGACUGUCAAACUUUGAAUGCACUCCCAUGCAUAGGUGGCCCCCUGACCAGCAUGAAAACAAUCUUUAGCUUCUUCUCUAGUGUUAGUAAAGUCCUUUUGUGUAUCUUUGAUAAGUCAGAGACAUGGUUAGAAUAUGAUUUAAUAAGACCCUAAGAAGCCAUAAUGGAUAUUACAACUGCAGAUGCACAAGAAAAAUCUCUAAAGUAGCUGUGAUGUGAACACUGCCAUAACCAGUGUGACACUGUGUUGUGAUUUGGUGGCUAGUCAUGGCUUUCACAAUGCCCCAUGCACAGCACUGCAGGCAAUGCACACAAUAUCCACCCACUCCCAUCACAUAGUAGUGAAUUUAUACCAUACUGCAAAUUGCUGGUAGAAAUAGGGUCACCGCAUAAAGCGAGGGGGAAACCUGAAUAGUGUAUCAUGACUCACGAAAUCGUAAUGACAUGAUUGCAGACAAACCAUACCACAGGCGGGGCUUGAACCCACAGUAGAGAGUCGUAAAACCCCAGAUCGAUGCGUUAGCUACUAGGCCAGCUGGCUACAAUAAGAUUCGUCCAACUAGGUAGUAUAUUUAUCUGCCAAAGGAAGGUUAACAUAGGCACCACUGUGACCACAAGUGCAAGUUUUUACAGACGAAUCUCCCGACAGCAUGGCCGUGACAAACUCUAGCUCAAGUCCCCUCAAAUUCUUCAUCACAAAAUCGUGAGUUAUGAUGACGGCUUUGAGGGGACUUGAGCUAGAGUUCGUCAUGGCCACACUAGCAGGAGAUUCAUCCGUAAAAGCUUGCAUUUGCGGUGUAUAAAUAUAUACCUAGUUGGACGGAUCUUAUUGUAACCAGCUGGCCUAGUGGCUAACGCGUUGGUCUGGAGUUUUACGACUCUCUACUGUGGAUUCAAGCCCCACCCGUGGUAUCUUUUAAAUUCAGUAUACAUACAUACAUGGGUGUGUGUGUGUGUGUGUGUGUGUGUGUGUGUUGAUGUAUGCAAAUAAUUGAAAACUUGCAAUAAAUGCACACCAACAAUGCCAUGAGGGGAAGUCAGUAGCAGCUCAAGGCCUUUCAUGUUGCCUCCAGUGCUUUUUUUCAGUAGCUUGCAAUAUGAGGAAAUUGUAAAAUAAAGUCGUAAAUCCAGAGAUCAGCUAGCAAGGUGUGACUAGGGCUAACACCGCCACCAUAGCAGUUGUAAAUUUUCAGGACCUUAUCCCUGAUUGCAGCUGAGCAAAGAUUUAUUUUCUCUGGUUCUGCUCUUUCACUUACACUGCCAGGAUUUUCUCUAGCUUCUACAAUAACAUGUCUCAUAUUGUGGUUUUGUAGCAUUAAAGGAUGUAGACUGCAUUACACAGCUAAUGCUUACAGCACUCCUUUUAACGGAACAAAUGAUUAACUCACAAACAUUGAGUGCACUCCCACACAUGGCUCUUCACAAGCAGCAGAAAAAACGCAAAUACACGCACGCACGCAUGCCGGCGUGUGCACGCAACUGGGCGGUAUUAGCCUUGGUUACAUCAUCUUGGUAGAUCUCAGGGUUUACCACCUCAUUUUCAAAUUUCCUCAUAUUGCAGGAUCCUGAAGAGGCACUGGAGAUGGUGUGAAAGGCCUUAAGCUGCUAUUGGUCUUUCCUCAUAGCUUUGUUGGUGUGCAUUCAUUUCUGGUUUCCAAUUACAGUGGAACCUCGAUUUACGAGUGUCCCAACAUACAAGUUUUUCGAGAUACAAGCCAUCUCUCGGUCAAUUUUUUGCUGAGUUACGAGCCAACAACCGAGUUAUGAGCAAGCUUCCUGCUCAACCCACAACCCACGCACCUCGCUUGUUUAUCUAUGAUUUCAUGCUUUAAUUCCAUGGAAAUCAUCCUCUUUUACUUUUCAGCACUGUCCUUUGCACUUACAUAGUUUCUUAGAACCCAUGGUUAGAAAAAAGAAAUUUGGCCACAUAACUGUAAAAAAUGGAAACAAAGCACGAGAGAAAUGCUUCCACUGCUCAGCGGAUGUUUUGGCAUUCGCUGUGCCAACAAGUGGCGGUGUUCUGAAGUUCAUUAUUAUUAUUAAUUUAGGAAACUGAAGCUCACUCAUUAUUAUUAUUAUUAUAAUUAUUAUUAUUA
Messenger RNA from Cherax quadricarinatus, 9866 nucleotides. RefSeq lists its product as uncharacterized. The record is from RefSeq and is a predicted model, not a curated record. Lineage: Eukaryota; Metazoa; Arthropoda; Malacostraca; Decapoda; Parastacidae.